Messenger RNA from Entelurus aequoreus (snake pipefish), 3301 nucleotides. RefSeq lists its product as uncharacterized. Lineage: Eukaryota; Metazoa; Chordata; Actinopteri; Syngnathiformes; Syngnathidae. The transcript has 2 exons. The record is from RefSeq and is a predicted model, not a curated record. Bases 928 to 2928 code for a protein of 666 amino acids.
GCAUUUGGAUGUGUUGUUCGAGGCUGGUCUCUAUUCUCAAAUAUUUGACAAUAAAAUUAGAAAAUACCUAUUCUGUGAUUGGUGUAUAUUCGAGAUCAGUUUAUGUGUCAUCUAAGUAACUUGGGACUGACCAGCGUUUUACAUCCCACUUGGAGGAACAUCUGGUCAAACGCAACAAUUUGGGGGCUUCGUCCGAGAUGACACGCUGACAAUUGGACCUUCUCUUGCAAUCUUCUGGACAGACUCACAUGGCCAAAACAUAAUUCAAGAUUCGUGGACAACAAUCCACUCCUCCAGGGACCCUCCCUCCCGUAGAGUGGGUCAAGCUCAAAGUCAUCAAACGCAAGUGGACGGAGCCCAGGUGGACUGGUCCCUUCAAGGUCGUGGAACGGACGUCUCACGCCCUUCGACUAGCUGGUAAAGGGGACACCUGGUACCACCUCUCCCUCUGCACUCCUGCUGAAGAACCUGAUAGAUCACCAGCGGAUGUCAUUGCUGACAUAGCCACAUCAUCUGCCCCACUCGACCCCCUAGCAGCGCCUUUUGAGCCUGAGGCAGCUGAAGAAGAACGGGAGCAGAAAACGACUCAUUUUUAGUGGGUGUGUUAACGAAGUAACACACAUAAGGGGUGAUCGUGCUAGUAACCUCUCCCCCUCUAGGUCAUAGAAGAGCGAGGCUUUAAUUACACACACAUAAUCCUACAGCCCAGAAGACGACGCUGAGAGAGAGAUUUUCUACCUAUAUUACUCUUUUUAACUUCUAUAUUGUAUAUCCUUAUUUGAGACCAGCCUUUAUACUCGAAGUUAUCCAAUUUCUCUUGCUUGUUUUCAGCAUAACUAUCUGUGUCGUUAUAUUAAGUGAAAAGUUUGAUGUUUAUCCCCGUUUCGUUACCUGAAUUACUCUGAUUUUGAUAGUCGAAAAACAAGGAUGUUACGCCCAGAAGUAUUUCCUGACGGAUUGGUGUUUAGGCUUGUUCUACUGUUCUUGUGCCUCAGUCCUUCCUUCCCGACGACAGUGACUGACAAGUGUCUUAGAACAUACGGCGGACUUGAAAUAGACUGGGUUAGGGGGGACAGCAAGACUUAUUUUUUUGACCUGUGCAGUGUGAUUAAAUGCGGGGGGAAAAAUAGUUUGUACCGUAGUAGUAACCUCUAUCUUUGUGACGACAUAAAACUGAAUCAUUGGUGUCGGAAGCAGACAACAUACUCUAGUGGGUGGUGCCCCUCAUGGACGAGUGUAACCCACUACACAGGGCCCUCUUUUUACCAUUACCGCCUACCUCUACUAUUACAAGUUAUUCAGAGAGGGAUGACCUUUCAGAGGAAUUUUGAUCGUUCCCAGAAUCCCCUUGCACUUACAAUUAUCGGAAUGGGUGUUGUGCCAAGUCCCUUUUAUGUUGUUUUGGGGGUUGAACAGGCUGGUACGGACCCUAAAGGGAUUAUUAAAAUUAAUAUCCUUGAGAGGGCAUUAACUACCUUUGCCCCCUCUGUAGCACCUAAAGUGCCACUCCACCUCGGUGACGUUACAAAAGCUCUCACAUCUGUGUAUACUAAUGACAUCACCACUGAAGACCUGGUAGCUUUGACCUUAGGAGCAGGUGCAGGCAACCUAUGGCUCAGGUGGAUGACUAGCAUGGCUAAGAGCCAAAACCUGGGUGACUGUGUUGCUUGUUCCGCUGGACGUCCUUUUCCCCACACUUACCCCGCCCCUUUUAAGUUGACUGACAUAAAUGGCUCAAACUGUCUUAUUUCCUUGUUCUCUGAACCCACGCCACCAGGGUGCGAUUUGUUGGCUAGUGUGUACCCUCCUGUUGACAAUUCCACCCGACUUCUUCCAUUUGUGGCCCAAAAGCUGAAUUACACGUGUUUUCAAUUCAAAGGACCCUCUUCGUCCCCCAACAAAUUGGGUGAUAUUAACCCUUCCUGGUGCACCACACUGAUAGAUGGCUCAAGGAUAGGCCCUUGGGCACGAGCUGACUUAUUCUGGUAUUGUGGGGAGCACAGAUUGUACAUUAGAAUCCCAAAGUCAUCCGUAGGGCUUUGUGCUAUGGUUAGACUGGUGACCCCACUCACCCUAGUGGGUACCAAAUUAACUCCCCUUGUAACUCCUGUCUCAGCGGCCUCUCUAACUUCUCGCCGACGCCGCCAUGUUUUAUCUCGAAGGAGUGUAAAGGGCUCCUUUGAUCUGAUGAGAAACCCUGAUGGUGUUUACUUUGAUGCAAUUGGACAACCAAGAGGGGUCCCCUCACAACACAAAUUGUGGUGUGAAUCCUGUGCAGGUUUCGAGAACCUUCCUAUCAUUGGUGCUAUUUUCCCUGUGACUGCUACUAAAAAUGUUGAACGCAUUAACUAUGUUUUUUAUAAUCUGUUGAGACUGACCAACCUGACUCGUGACGCCGUUGAGGGACUUGCUGAACAACUUGCCCCGACCUCUCUCAUGGCCAUCCAGAACCGCAUAGCCCUUGACCGCAUCCUAGCCAAGGAAGAAGGCGUGUGUGCAAUGUUUGGUGACCAAUGCUGUACCUUCAUUCCUAACAACACUGCACCAGAUGGCUCAGUUCAGAGGGCCUUAGAGGGCCUCCAGGCCCUGUCUAAGGAACUUACUGAAGUUUCAGGGGUCUCUGACCCCUUUAAAGAUUGGCUCCAAAGCACAUUUGGCAGGUGGACUGACCUAAUUAAGUCUGUCCUGGUCUCCAUUGGAGUUUUCUUGGCCAUUAUAGCCUCUUGCGGUUGCUUUAUCGCCCCUUGUGCUAAGUCUCUAUGCACCCGCAUCAUUGUUAGAGCUGUAGAAGGUCAACCCCACCCUGUUUCUGGGCUCGUUAUGUCUUUGAAGGGGGUCAAGCAAAAUGGAGACUUUCGAGAAUUGUUGAUUUCCUUCCCUGACCAUGACGACAUUGACGUGGACUCCCUCCAUCUGUCAUCCAUGUAAAUAUGCUGUUGUUUUAUUGCUAGCUUGCUCAAAGAAAAAAAAAACUACAGCACCUACUUUAAUGUGGGGCGUGCUUUAGAGGUGUUGCUCUCGUAGGAGAGAUCUUUUGGAUAAGAUCUGAAGGGGGAUUGUAGAUAAUGCAUAUGUUUAAGAGCUAUUUCUUUAUUCAUAAUCAUGUUUGAAUCAGCUCAUUUCUUUCCUUAAUUUUACUCUGUAUACUAGUUUCUCUUUGUCUUCAGAUUGCCUGGUUAGAUAGGGUCGUAAACCAUCAGGAAUGUGAACACAACCCCCAAGUCUCUCUUCUUAUCAGUGUUGGGGGGAGGGGAAAGGCGGGCUUUCUUUGUGUGAAAAGAGUUGCUUUUGGCCUGUGGAA